This is a messenger RNA of Fomitopsis serialis, 1379 nucleotides long. Its product is annotated as alpha/beta-hydrolase. Lineage: Eukaryota; Fungi; Basidiomycota; Agaricomycetes; Polyporales; Fomitopsidaceae. The transcript is spliced from 3 exons. The coding region runs from base 4 to 1254 and encodes 416 amino acids. Gene Ontology annotation, molecular function: hydrolase activity. The record is from RefSeq and is a predicted model, not a curated record.
ACCAUGCCGCUGUUCGCGUUCCGCCGUCAGCCCUUCAAAGCCCUCUACCUGACCAAAACCGUCGCGUCCCUGCUCGUCCGCCUUCCUUUCUGGGCUGCGACGAACUUCAUUCCCUCUUGGCGUCCACGUACAUCAUGGACACUCGGACGGGUCAUCAUCGUCAAGCUCGUAGAAGUCUACCUUGACUUCAUGUACGCCACCGAAAUCAUUCGAGGCCCGUCCCUGCAGGAAUCCUCCGAAACAGCUGAAGCGACGGGCUUUGUAUGGGUGGAGGCUACGCCGGACCUCAUCAUUGGUGAUAUCCUACAAAUGGCUGAGAAGAAUCAUGUGGAAGCUGUCCGGACGGGCGGGUUCUGGCACGGUCCUCGUGGAACUAACGGCGAGGUCGGGCAGAAAGCAGCCAAAGGCGAAAAGGUCAUCUAUCAUUUGCACGGCGGAGGCUAUGUCACAGGCAGUGGGGGGCCGACGAACACGCAUCUCAUGGUCUGCUUUGAAGGCUUCCACACCUACUGUCAAAGCGACAUCCGCAUUUUCGCGCCCGAGUAUCGCCUCGUUUCCGCACCACCAUUUCCCGUCAUCCCAUACCCGGCCUGUUUGAUCGACGUUAUCGCCGGUUUCCGCUACUUAGUCGAGGACGUGGGGUUCACGCCGGACAACAUCCUUAUCAGUGGCGACUCCGCGGGAGGUAGUUUGGCUUUCGGACUUGCGUACUACCUCCACACAUACCAAGACCAACUCGUGCUCUCCAGAGCUACACCGUCGGAUACAACCGCGAAACAAGCCAGGCUAAGCAACGCAGGCGGCGUGUUGCUCGUGUCACCAUCGGUAGACUGGACCAUUGCACAUUCAAUGGGCCCUGGCUCGUCCAUAAACAAACAUCGGCGGUCUGACUACGUGUAUCCCAUCUUCGCGAAUGGGUACACGGUUCGGGCACUCGCCGGAAACCUGCCGGAGGAGACCGUCACGGCGGGCAUCUACAUUUCGCCUGGCUCGCUUGGGUUCAAGCACUCUCUGGGCACGUUCGCUGGUUUGCCGCGGAUGUGCAUUGUCGCUGGCGGUGCGGAGCAGACAGUCGACGCGAUGCGCACUCUGAGGGAUAGGCUGAAAACAGACAUGGGGGAGGAGAAGGUGCGGUAUAUCGAGGAGCCGGACGCGGCGCAUGAUUGCGUGAUAGCUGCAUGGCAAGAACCCGAGAGGACGAAUGUGUUCAAGCAGAUAGCGGAGUGGAUGCGAGAGCCUGCCGCUACUGAAUGAGUCUUGUUACAAGCCACUGAUACGUCGUGAGAUUCACAUAAUUGUUAUAGAGAGUAGUGUUCUAAUCAAACGCGAGAAAAGCACAGUAUCUACACGAGUCUGACAGGUCGACAGUUAUCAAAGCG